Pedinophyceae sp. YPF-701 is the source of this 1296-nucleotide messenger RNA. Lineage: Eukaryota; Viridiplantae; Chlorophyta; Pedinophyceae. The record is from the annotation of a GenBank genome assembly.
AUGAUGGACUGGACCGACGUGCAUUUCCGGCAGCUCUGCCGCCUCAUGACGAAGCGCACGACGCUCUGGACGGAGAUGGUCGUCGACAGCACGAUCGUCUACACGGACGGAAAGCCCCUCGCCUGCGUCGCCAGUGGCAACGGGGAGGGGUUCGACGGUAUGACGGAGCUCGACAGGCACCUCUGGUUCCCCCCCGAGCAGCGCCCGCUCGUCCUGCAGGUCGGCGGGUCCGAGCCGGAGCAGCUCCGGAAGGCCGCGGCCAUCGCGGCGCGGUAUGAGUAUGAUGAGAUAAACAUCAACUGUGGGUGCCCGUCGGACCGCGUGGCGGGGAAGGGGCGCUUCGGCGUGUGCCUCAUGUUCAGCCCCGAGGACGUGGCGGACUGCGUCAAGGCGCUCGAGGAGGGGCAGACACGGCCGGUCACGGUCAAGUGCCGCAUCGGCGUCGACGACAACGACACGUACGACGAAAUGAAGCACUUCGUGGCGACGGUGUCCUCGCGGACCAACUGCCGGCACUUCAUCGUGCACGCGCGCAAGGCCUGGCUCCAGGGCCUCAACCCGCACCUCAACCGCACGAUCCCGCCCCUCAAGCACGAGUGGGUGUUCGCUCUCAUGCGGGACUUCCCCCACAUCGAAUUCUCACUCAAUGGGGGCGUCGGGGGGUGCCACGAGGCCCGCGACGCCCUCGCGUACCGCGCGCCCGGGGUCGACCGCGGCUUGAACGGCGUGAUGAUCGGCCGCGCGGCGUACAACUACCCGUGGCACUGCCUGGCCGACGCCGACCGCGCCGUGUACGGCGAGGCGGACAACCCCGCGCCGAACCGCCGGUGGCUCCUGCGCGAGUACGCCAAGUACGGCGACGAAAUGAUCGGCCGCUUCGGCACCGACCGCAAAGGUGACAAGAAGCCUGAUGCGCGCAUGAUCCUGAAGCACACGCUCAACGUGUUCCACGCCGAGCGCGGGGCGCGCGAGUGGCGCCGCCGCCUCGAGGACCUGUUCCACAAGCCCGGGCUGUCGUGCACGGACAUUGUCGAGGAGGCCAUGGCGUGUAUGUCGGACGAGGUUCUAGACUCCCCCCCGCCCCAGAACUACGUCGAGCUCGAGCGCAAGGGGUACGUGCCCGUCGCGGGCGCCAAGCCCGGGACCGACGUGGACGUGCAGCUCCCGGAGGACGGCAGCGAGCGUGCAGCGCCCCCGCGCAUUGGCAAGCGACUCGCGACGGAGGAGGAGGCUGCGCGGCUGCGCAGAGCGCCGACGCCGGCGCCGGCGCAGCAGACCGUGGGGUCGUCGUCGUGA